AUGAAUCUAACCGCAACCUUAAUCGGCCAGUCACUGACUUUUGGUGUCUUUGUUUGGUUCUGCAUGAAGUAUAUAUGGCCACCUGUGGUGACCAUGAUGCGCGAACGUCAGGAGGCCAUUGCCGCCGGUUUGCGCGCUUCAGAAGAAGCGGACAAAAAGCUGGCAGAUGCUGCCAGCGGCGCUGAAGCAGAACUGGCCAGAGCAAAAGAAGAGGCGGCCGGCAUUAUUGAGCAAGCCCGUGCUCGUGCUAACCAGAUGGUUGAAGAAGCAAAAGGCAGUGCGCGUACAGAAGGUGAACGACUGAUCGAAGCGGCUCGCGCCGAUAUAGAACAGGAAGUGAAUCGUGCGAAAGAGACCUUGCGUACACAAGUAUCGACGCUGGUGAUUACCGGUGCGGAACGUGUGCUGGAAGACAGCAUUGAUGCCUCAAAACAUGAGGACAUGAUCAACCUUGAUGCCUGGUCAGAAACCCUGGCGUUGCUUGAUAGCAUCACGCAAGACGAAAGAGUUCAGCUAUUGCUGGAUAACCCGGGGAUUCCGGCUGCAGCGAAAGCCCAGCAGCUGGCUGAUCUUUGUGGUGACGAUAUUCAGGUAUCAGGGCGAUUGUUCCUGCAGUCGCUGGCAGAUAAUGAUCGUCUGCCAUUGCUUGGUGAGGUGCGUGAACAAUUUGAAGCGCUGCGGGCUGAAGAGCAACGCAGCCUCGAUGUUGAAGUGAUAUCUGCUUUUCCGCUCACUGAUGAGCAGAGCAACGCGCUUAAGAGUGCGCUCAACCGUCGCUUUAAUAAAGACAUUACCAUUGUUGCGAGCGUCGAUGAGACGCUGCUUGGCGGUGCGCGCAUUCGCGCCGGCGAUGUGGUGAUAGAAGCCACCAUGCAGCAACUGAAGCCCUCGGAAAUCAGUGACAUCAUUAAGAACCGGAUUCAGGGUUUAGAUGUUAAGGCAGAGGCGCAAAAUGAAGGCGCCAUUGUCGGCGUAUCGGACGGUAUCGUGCGCAUCCACGGCCUUGCUGAAGCACAGUACGGCGAGAUGAUUGAAUUCGAUGGCGGCCUCUACGGCAUGGCGUUGAACCUUGAGCGAGACUCCGUUGGUGUCGUUGUUCUUGGCGAUUAUGAAAACCUGACUGAAGGCAUGACGGCGCGCUGUACGGGUCGAAUUCUGGAAGUGCCGGUGGGUCCCGAGCUGCUCGGCCGUGUUGUAGAUGCACUGGGUAACCCCAUCGAUGGUAAAGGCCCACUUAACGUCACGUUAACUGCGCCGAUUGAGAAAGUUGCCCCAGGCGUUAUCUCGCGCCAGUCCGUUGACCAACCUGUACAGAUUGGUUUGAAGUGUGUCGACGCGAUGGUGCCGAUUGGUCGUGGUCAGCGUGAGUUGAUCAUCUCAGACCGCCAGAUCGGUAAAACCGCAAUUGCUAUCGAUGCCAUCAUCAACCAGAAGCGCAGCGGUAUUAAGUGUGUGUACGUGGCCAUUGGACAGAAAAUGUCUACCGUGGCCAACAUUGUGCGUACCCUCGAAGAGUACGGCGCCAUGGAAUACACCACUGUUGUGGCAGCAGGCGCAGCAGACCCUGCAUCCAUGCAGUUCAUUGCCCCAUAUGCCGGUUGUUCGAUGGGUGAGUACUUCCGUGACCAUGGCGAAGAUGCGUUGAUCAUCUAUGAUGACCUGACGAAACAGGCCUGGGCUUAUCGCCAGAUUUCACUGCUGCUCAAGCGCCCGCCGGGUCGUGAAGCUUAUCCUGGUGACGUAUUUUACUUGCACUCCCGCCUGCUUGAACGUGCUGCUCGUGUUAAUGCUGAUUAUGUAGAGCAGCAGACCAACGGUGCAGUUAAGGGUAAAACCGGUUCAUUGACCGCUCUGCCGAUCAUUGAAACCCAGGCGGGUGAUAUUUCCGCGUUUGUACCCACCAACGUGAUCUCAAUUACUGAUGGCCAGAUCUUCCUGGAAACUCAGGCGUUCAACUCGGGUUUACGCCCGGCGAUGAACCCCGGUACAUCCGUAUCACGGGUAGGUAGUUCGGCUCAGGUGCCGUUCAUCAAGAAAAUUUCCGGUGGUAUCAAGCUGGCACUUGCCCAGUACCGUGAACUGGCGGCGUUCUCACAGUUUGCAUCGGAUCUGGAUGAUGCAACACGGCGUCAGCUGGAACACGGCGAACGUGUGACCGAGCUGAUGAAGCAGAAGCAGUAUUCACCGAUGUCUGUGGCAGAAAUGGGUACUUCUCUGUUUGCGGCUAACGAAGGCUUUCUGCAGGACGUUCCAGUGGAAAAAGUACUCGAUUUCGAAGAAGCGUUACUCAGCUACAUGCGUUCUGAACAUGCUGAUUUUAUGAAUGACAUUGACGAGAACGGUAAUACGCAGAAGAUCACCAGCGCCAUGCAGAUGGUGGCGGCCAGUAAAAUGCGCCGUACCCAGGACAAGAUGGCUCAGGGUAAACCGUAUGCUGAGCGUAUCAGUGGUGUGAUUGGUCACCUGGCUAACUCAAACCCAGAGUACAAGCACAUUUACAUGGAAGAGCGCGAGAUCAAGCGGGUCGGCUAUAUCGUCGUAUCCACGGAUCGGGGCCUGUGUGGUGGCUUGAACGUAAACCUGUUUCGAGCUGUGGUUAAAGACAUGGCGCAGUGGCAUGCCAAAGGUAUAGAAGCUGAUAUGGGCCUGAUUGGUAACAAAGCCCAACCGUUUUUCCGAGCAGUGGGUGGCAACAUCAAAGCGGUGAUGUCUAAUGUUGGUGAAAAGCCUGAGCUGGCAGAUCUGAUUGGCGGCGUGAAAGUCAUGUUGGAAGCGUACGAAAAUGGCGAGAUCGAUCGUCUGUACCUGGCCAGCAACGACUUUGUUAACACCAUGACCCAAUCUCCUGAGAUCCGACAGUUGUUGCCGCUUCAUCCGGAAGAUGAUGAGUCUUAUCAUCAUCGUUGGGAUUACAUCUACGAACCAGAUGCCAAACAGCUCAUUGAAGGGCUGGUCAUGCGGUUUAUUGAGUCACGCGUUUAUCAGGCUGUUAUUGAGAAUGGUGCCUGUGAGCAGGCAGCAAAAAUGAUCGCCAUGAAAAAUGCGACAGAUAAUGCAGAGAAAAUGAUUGAUGAGUUGCAGUUGAUUUAUAACAACGCGCGACAGGCGGCAAUUACGCAGAGCAUGAGCAGCGGUCGUAUCGUACAAAUCAUUGGGGCGGUCAUCGACGUUGAGUUCGAACGCGGCCAUGUACCGAAGGUAUAUGACGCGUUAACCGUCAAUAACGUUGGUUUGACCUUGGAAGUGCAGCAGCAGUUGGGUGACGGCAUUGUCCGCACCAUCGCCAUGGGUGUAUCAGAUGGCCUGUCUCGCGGCCUGGAAGUGGAAAACACCGGCGCGCCGAUUUCUGUUCCUGUUGGUGAGGAAACCCUAGGUCGUAUUGUCGACGUUCUGGGUAACCCGAUUGAUGAAAAGGGCCCGAUUAAUGCGGGCCAGCAUAUGCCUAUUCACCGGAAAGCACCCAAGUAUGAAGAUCAGGUGGGUGGAAACGAGAUCCUGGAAACAGGUAUUAAAGUUAUCGACCUGAUUUGCCCCUUUGCCCGUGGCGGUAAAGUGGGUUUGUUUGGUGGUGCGGGUGUUGGUAAAACCGUCACCAUGCUUGAGCUCAUUCGUAAUAUCGCGAUUGAGCACUCCGGGUUGUCGGUAUUUGCCGGCGUUGGUGAACGAACACGUGAAGGCAACGACUUCUACUACGAGAUGGAAGAAGCUGAGGUUCUCGAUAAAAUUUCUCUGGUUUUCGGGCAGAUGAACGAACCACCGGGUAACCGCCUUCGUGUCGCGCUGACCGGUCUGACCAUGGCAGAAAAGUUCCGUGAUGAUGGCCGUGAUGUACUGCUGUUUAUUGAUAACAUUUAUCGUUAUACCCUGGCAGGCACCGAAGUGUCUGCACUGCUUGGGCGUAUGCCAUCUGCGGUAGGUUAUCAGCCUAACCUGGCUGAAGAGAUGGGUGUUCUGCAGGAACGCAUUACCACCACAAAAGAAGGGUCUAUUACGUCUAUCCAGGCAGUAUAUGUACCCGCCGAUGACCUGACUGACCCCUCUCCUGCCACAACGUUUGCUCACCUUGACUCAACCGUGACGUUGUCUCGAGCCAUUACCGACCUGGGUAUUUACCCUGCGGUAGACCCGCUUGACUCUUCAAGCCGUCAGCUGGAUCCGUUGAUUGUCGGUGAAGAACACUAUGGCGUAGCGCAGGAAGUCCAGCAGGUGCUGCAGCGUUAUCAGGAACUGCGAGACAUCAUCGCGAUUCUGGGUAUGGAUGAAUUGUCUGAAGACGAUAAAAACCUGGUGUAUCGUGCGCGUAAAAUUCAGAAGUUCUUCUCUCAGCCUUUCUUUGUGGCAGAACAGUUCACCGGUGAAUACGAUCACCUGCCGGAAGAUGCCUUCUACAUGGUAGGCACCAUCACCAAGCUAAGCGCGGUGGGCACGAUUGGUGGUCUGGGUAUUUACCCGGGCCACGCGCCUUUGCUCACUGGCAUUCAGCCUGGUCCGGUGACUCUGUCCAUGGAAGAUGGAGAGGAAGAGGUAUUUUUUGCAUCUGGUGGCUAUCUUGAAAUUCAGCCGGGUGUGAUUACGGUAUUGGCAGACACCGCUGUGCGUGCAGACGAUAUUGAUGAAGCUCAGGCGAAAGAGGCACGCGAACAUGCCGAGAAGGCUUUUGCGGACCGUACUGCAGACUUCGACUUUUCUGCAGCAGCGGCCAUGCUGGCAGAGGCCAUGGCACAGCAGCGUACGCGCAUGCGUUCACAGCGCGCCAAAGUCCUGCAUCAGCUGGCGGGUAAAAGCCUGCUGCAACAUGUGCUGGACACCGCACAGAGUGUAAAUCCGCGAGAAAUAGCUGUUGUUAUUGGCCACCAGGCUGAGCAGGUGCAGGCGUCAAUCGCCCCGGGGCCGAAGUGGGUCCUGCAGGAUGAGCAGCGCGGUACCGGCCAUGCUGUGCAACUGGGUUUGUCGGCUUUAGCCGGUGAAGGUGUGGUGCUGGUGUUGUAUGGGGAUGUGCCCCUGGUGACGGAAGACACACUAAUUAGAACGGUAGAGGCUGCUAAAACAGGCUCUGUAGCACUAGUGACCGCUCACUUCGAUGAUGCCGCGCAGCUCGGAAGAAUCGUCCGGGACGACGACGGCAAAAUCCGCUGUAUUGUUGAAUAUAAAGAUGCCAGCGACGCUGAACGGGACAUAAAGGAAAUUAACUCGGGCAUUCUGGCCGCUCCUGCAACUUUACUUGCUCCAUGGCUGGCGAGCCUGCAGCCCGAUAACGCUCAAGGGGAGCUGUAUCUCACCGAUGUGAUUGCCAUGGCCGUUGCAGACGGCAUUACCGUCACAGGUAUAGAAGCACACGCACCCAUCGAAGUGGCGGGCAUCAAUGAUCGCGCCCAGCUGGCUGCGCUGGAAAGAGUCUAUCAGCACAAUCAGGCAGAUCAGCUCAUGGCACAGGGUGUCAGCCUGGCUGAUCCGAGUCGUUUCGACCUGCGUGGCAAACUCACAGCCGGCGAAGAUUGCUUUAUUGAUGUCAACGUCGUGUUUGAGGGAGAGGUUGUGCUGGGUCGCGGCGUGCGCAUCGGUCCAGGCGCCGUUAUUUCCAAUAGCGUGCUGGGAGAUAACGUCGAAGUUCAUGCGCAUACCGUGGUUGAAGGCGCAAUUGUUGCGGCGGACUGUUCUAUGGGCCCGUUUGCCCGUAUCCGCCCUGGUACCCGGCUCGACAGCGGGGUGAAGAUAGGUAACUUUGUUGAAGUCAAAAAAUCUCACCUCGGCGCGGGUACCAAAGCUGGCCAUCUGGCGUAUCUUGGAGACGCCACCAUCGGUGCUGAGUGUAAUAUCGGUGCCGGCACAGUGACCUGUAAUUACGAUGGUAUAAACAAACAUCCAACUCAUAUUGGUGACGAUGUCUUUGUGGGUACUAACUCGACUCUGGUCGCUCCGAUACAGAUCGAAUCCGGUGCCUUUAUUGCCGCAGGUUCAUCAAUCACCACAAAAGUGGCCAGUGGAGACCUUGCUGUAGGGCGAGGUGAUAGAAAUGUGCCGCCAAUAUUAUUGGAAGGCCUGAAACGGCUCGAGUAUCGCGGCUAUGAUUCCGCCGGCCUUGCCGUCAUCGAGAAAAACGGCAACCUCUCUCGGCGUCGUAAGGUUGGCAAAGUUCAGGAGCUGGUUAACGAACUCAAGCGUUCGCCGGUCCGCGGUCAGAUUGGUAUUGCGCAUACCCGCUGGGCAACACAUGGUGUGCCUGCCGAAAAUAAUGCGCACCCUCAUGCUUCCAGCGAUCGCGUAUGUAUCGUGCACAACGGCAUCAUUGAAAACUAUGAAGCUUUGCGUGAUGAGUUGCUGGCUGAGGGUUAUGAAUUCGAAUCUGAAACUGAUUCUGAAACCGUAGCUCACCUGGUGGACAGGUACCUGAAAAAAGGCCUUGAUCUGCUUGAUGCCGUGCGCGCGACAACCAAACAGCUGGAAGGUGCUUAUGCGAUUGGUGUCGUAGCUAAAGACGCUCCGGACCGCAUUAUCGCCGCUCGCGCUGGCAGUCCUCUGGUUGUGGGUAAAGGCAUUGGUGAAAACUAUAUUGCCUCCGAUGUGUUAGCCCUGAAGCCGGUUACUGACCGAUUCAUUUUUCUGGAAGAAGGCGACCUGGUAGAAAUACGCAAAGAAAGUAUUUCUAUCUGGAACAUGGACAACGAGUCCGUUGUGCGAUCGGAUGUACAUGUUGAGAUGGCACAUGAUGAUGUGGACAAAGGCACCUAUCGCCACCACAUGCAGAAGGAGAUAUUUGAACAACCCCGCGUGAUUCAUGACACCCUGGAAGGUCGGUUGGGUCGUACGCAGGUAUUGGAGGGUGCGUUUGGCGUAGCGGCAAAAAAUAUUUUUGAUCAGGUGCAGGGGGUCAUGCUGGUCGCAUGUGGUACCAGCUACUACGCUGCAUCGGUCGCGCGUUACUGGAUCGAAGAGCUGGUUGGCAUUCCUUGCCAGGUAGAGAUAGCUUCCGAAUUCAGAUACCGCAAAGUAUCGGUACCCACCGAUACCUUGUUUGUAACGCUGUCGCAGUCCGGUGAAACUGCAGACACACUGGCUGCACUUCGAAUCGCAAAAGAACUCGGCUUCUAUGCAACUUUAACCAUCUGUAACGUACCAACAAGUUCCAUGGUUCGCGAAAGUGAUCUGGCAUUGAUGAUUCAGGCCGGCACAGAAGUCGGUGUGGCUUCAACCAAGGCGUUUACUGCACAGCUCACAGAUCUGAUGUUGCUGACGUUGAUGCUGGGUCGUCGACACGGAUUAACGCCUGAGCUGGAAAAAGAACUGGUACAGGGGUUGCACCAUCUGGGGGGUGUGAUCGAAGAGGUGUUGUCUCUGGAUAGUGUCAUCCACAACCUGGCGGAACGCUUCAUGGACAAACAUCACGCCCUGUUCCUGGGGCGCGGCACAAUGUUUCCGGUAGCAAUGGAAGGUGCUCUGAAACUCAAAGAAAUUUCCUAUAUUCAUGCGGAAGGUUAUCCUGCCGGCGAGCUCAAACAUGGACCCCUGGCGCUGGUAGAUGAUGACAUGCCCGUGAUUGCCGUCGCUCCAAACAACGAUCUGUUGGAAAAAUUGCAGUCAAACCUGCAGGAAGUGCGGGCUCGCGGUGGAAAGCUUUUUGUGUUUGCUGAUCGGAACAGCUCUUUCCGUGAAGAACCUGGUGUUACGGUGAUUCCUUUGCCACAUGUUCACCCGAUUCUUGCGCCCAUCGUUUAUGUUGUGCCACUGCAACUGUUGUCCUACCACGUUGCGGUUCUGAAGGGUACGGAUGUAGAUCAACCUCGUAAUCUGGCCAAAUCGGUCACUGUAGAGUGA
This is a messenger RNA of Symbiodinium necroappetens, 7812 nucleotides long. NCBI's taxonomy places the organism in Eukaryota, Dinophyceae, Suessiales, Symbiodiniaceae. The record is from the annotation of a GenBank genome assembly.